This is a messenger RNA of Ctenopharyngodon idella (grass carp), 678 nucleotides long. It is a transcript of the gene lyrm1, whose product is annotated as LYR motif containing 1. The record is from RefSeq and is a predicted model, not a curated record. NCBI's taxonomy places the organism in Eukaryota, Metazoa, Chordata, Actinopteri, Cypriniformes, Xenocyprididae. The transcript has 4 exons. Gene Ontology annotation, cellular component: mitochondrion. The coding region runs from base 10 to 366 and encodes 118 amino acids.
GUGGUCCGGAUGUCUCGUUCAGAAGUGCUGUCUCUCUACAGGAGGGUCCUGCGCAUUGUACGCAGUUGGAAGGCUCAGUCUGCUCUUCCACAGGACACUGACACCGAGCGGAAAUAUAUCGCUCAGGAGGCCCGAACCCUCUUCAGACAGAACCAGCAGAUAACAGAUCCAGAAUCAAUCCAGAGAUGCAUUGAAGAGUGUGAAGCUCGGAUAGAGAUCGGACUGCAUUAUAGGAACCCCUAUCCCAGACCAACGUAUCUUCCACCGAUGGGUCUCGCCACUCAGAAAGGUAGAAAGCUGCGAGCUCAGCAGAGACUGAGGAAACAAGCCAAACCUGUGUACCUACAGUCACAUGACGAGACCUGACACACUAACAGACUUCACUGUCAUCUUAAACUGUGUAGGACAUUGUGUCGAAAAGCAUCAGGGAACAUUAUAAAGUUUGCUGGUUCAUGUUGUUUAUAGCAUAAAACAGAUCAUAGUGCAAUUACCCUCACUGCCAGUGUAAAGCAUGAUGAAUGUUAACGUGAGCUGUUUUGAUUCAUGUUAAAAGGUGUAUUUAUUUUGUUGUCAUAUGCUACAUUGUAUAAAGUUCUCAGGUAAUGUUACAUGCAAAGCGUCUAAGCUGCAUUAGUUUAUUUCUCAUCAUUCAUUAAACUUUUGAGUUUACACUAGAAA